AUGUUGGCCAUUACUAGCUUUCCUCGUCGCUUUCCAACCGCAAGCAAACGGCCUUUACGUUUGGCUCACGUCCUGUCGUUCACUAUCAACCUUUCAAUUGUCGGUCUUGUCUUUGCCCUGUACCAAUCGAUCGGUGCACUCGAAAGCUCCAACGUCGAACCAAUCUUCCACCUUCACCACCUCUGCCACCAGCGUACACGACGAGGAUCAUGA
Peronospora farinosa is the source of this 213-nucleotide messenger RNA. The record is from the annotation of a GenBank genome assembly. NCBI's taxonomy places the organism in Eukaryota, Oomycota, Peronosporomycetes, Peronosporales, Peronosporaceae.